This is a messenger RNA of Plectropomus leopardus (leopard coralgrouper), 3214 nucleotides long. The record is from RefSeq and is a predicted model, not a curated record. Lineage: Eukaryota; Metazoa; Chordata; Actinopteri; Perciformes; Serranidae.
CUGAGCUAAAGAAACAAUGUCAAAGAUAAAUACGGAGCACUGUUAUGAAGAAUCUCAAGACUCUUAAUUUGCUGCCAGUUUUGGCUCUGGCAAGUUUCUUCGUCAAGAUGAGUGGAUCGAGCUCUCUUGGCCCAGUGCUGACUGGUCCUGACAGGGCCUACCUCGGCUCGAGGGUGGCGUUCAGGUGUUUUGCACCUGGCUCCUCUUUGCCAGUCACCUACGAGCUGGUGUUGGAGCUGGAGGAUGGUGGUGUCGUGUUCGACACUGCUGCUGAUCUCCAAGAGGACCAACGUGCCUCAUUCUUCAUGAGGGUUGCUGCAACAUCAGAGGGGUCGUACCACUGCAAGGCGACGGCAGGAGAAAGCACAGGAAUCAGCAACAGCAUCAAGCUGAGUGUAGUCAUUCCAGCAUCAAACACCCGAGUGACUUCUGAACCCUUCCCUCCCGUCACAUUUGAGGGAUCAGACAUCGUACUGAGCUGCAGCGUCACCCAGGGCUCCCACCUUUCCUACACCUUUUUUUUCAACAAGAAGGAAGUGACAUCUUUAACAUCUCCCCUUUUUCACAUCACUGGGAACAAGCUGGUGAUGGAGAAAGUGACUCCAGAGCAUGCUGGGUACUAUUCUUGCAUGGCUUGGUCCACGGUGCAGGACAUAAGGAGGUUUUCCAGCAGCUCAGAGGUCCAGGUGACUGUCAAAGUUUAUGUCUCAAAACCAAGAAUCUCUUUCUCCAUCGUCAAAGAGGGAGCCAGUCACCAUGGCAACGUGACCUGCUGGUCAACAAAAGGGAGUCUUCCGUUCAACAUAUCUCUUUUACUGGAUGACAAAGAAGUUGGAUCUGUCAUAGCUACCGAAUCCCUCGCUGCCUCAUUCCCAGUUGCCAUGGUACCGGGGCGGCACAUGGGCGUGGCUCGAUGUCGGGUGAAAACUGAGGUGCAGGAGGUGAUGAGUGAUCCUGUGGCUCUGGAAGUGGUCCCAGUUGGAGGAGAUGUGAAAGUGGAGGUUGAAUAUCUCUACAGCGCUGACUCCAAACUGGCCGCCACCAGGCUGAACUGUCAUGUCAGCAGAGGGACCUUCCCUUACAUCUCCUGGGUUAUGAACGACUCUGUCCUUCCCUCUGAGGCACACGUGGACUCCCAUAAUCAGCCUAUCCUGUCUCAGUAUGCUCUUACUAACCAAAGACGAACCCUUGUUUUGACUAAGCUUGGCCCAGCAGAGUCCGGGUAUUAUCGCUGCAGGGCGAAGGACAGCUACGAUGACUCUGGGCCCUGGGUGGAGAGUGAUGCCGUGUUGGUCCAAGUGAAAGACAGGAUCCUUAACUCCACGCCUCAAGCAACAUCUCCCUCUGAAACACCACCAAAGAUCCUUAUGAACACCUCUGAGAUCAUCACCAUAGCGUUCUGCUGCUUCCUUCUUCUGACGUUGGCGGUGGGUGUAGGCUGUGUGUACAAGAUGUUUAACCCCAACCAAGCUAAUGCCCACAUUGCAACCACAAAUUCUGAUGCACUUCCUCCGUCUGCACUGACGUCCUGGUCAGGGGGCAGGCACGACGAUACUUCAUCUAUAGACUGUGAUGUUCUGAAUCAGAUUGACGAUUUAUCUUCAAGAAUGUUUCCUUCCCUCUUUGUGGUCAUACUGGGGUUGUGCUGUGGCAAAGCAAACAGUCAGUUAAUUCUGGAGCGCCCAGAACUUAGCGGCCCAUCUGAGGCUUUGGUGAAAGACUUUGCAGAAUUUAAGUGUGUGCUGAGAAGCUACCCGGAGAAUGUAACUAUCCUGUUCCAGUUAUAUAAGGAGGGUGAGCGAAAAAAAGUUGUGGCCGAAUACACCUCCCUGAAUAGGGAGGCUGCAGUCUUUCCCAUAGUUACCAGACUUGAGGAUGAUGGUAACCUGGAGUGUGUGGCCAAGGCACAGAACGACUCUGCCAUAGAGCCCACUGUCAGCUACACACACUACCUGAAGGUUGUUGAACCUGUGAAAGGAGUUAGGCUUCACAUCCUUUCAGGUCCAGAGGAAAUCUUUGAGGGGAAUAAAAUCGAACUACGAUGUAAACUUAAUACUGGAAAUCAUGUCUCCUACAAGUGGCUGCUGAAUGAUCAGCUUGUCUCUCAGUCUCAUCACCACCAUUUUGAAGAAGACCGUCUCUUGAUCCACAGGGCUACUUCUAAAGACAGCGGAUCCUACAAGUGUUUCGCCAGCAACAGCUUCAACAACACCAUCUACUCCUCCAACAGCUCUGACGUUGUAAUCACAGUCAAAGACUUGGUGUCAGACCCUGACAUCUCCUUCGCCGUGUUAAAGGAAGACUCCCACAACUAUUCUGCUGUGGUCACCUGUCAGUCAACCAAAGGGGCUCCGCCUGUCACCUUUUCACUAUACAACGGGACAGAAUUGGUCGCCAGUACAACAGUUGAAGAGAGAAAAGCCACAUUUAAGGUUCCUUUGGUCCUGGGUCAGAACUUGGGAUUGUUCCAGUGUCAGGCGAACAAUGGAGAGCAGAUCCAACACAGUCGAAGGAUUCCCCUAGAAGUUGUCCCGGUUGGUGGGCCCGUGACGAUGCAUUACGACUAUGAUGUUGGAGAAAACUACGCUGUGAUCGGACUGAGAUUCUACUGCAAGGCGGCGAAGGGUUCUCUUCCACGGUACCAGUGGUUCCUCAACAAAACCCGCCUGCACGACCAAGGAAGCUUCUACUCUGUGGUCAACCAGCCUCCAGAGCAGUCCAUACUCCUGCUGUCUGUAGGGAGGAGCAGCGCUGGAACGUACCACUGUGAAGUGUCGGACAACUUCGACAACACCACCGCCAUCAGCAGCAGGACGCUGUAUAUGGAUAAAGAAGUGCUGAAUCGUCUCCCCGUGUUGGUGGUGGCAGUUGUCUUUGGAUGUUUCGCAGCCCUGGUUCUCCUGGUCUCCAUUUGUUGUGGAAUUGGAGUGAAGUUCAGGCAAAGGUUGUAUGGAGAGAAGUCUCAUCUGGAGAUGGAAGGAGAAAUAACUGCAUAUGAGGGAGAGCUGGAUUUGUCAGAGUACAAAGAGGAUGCUGAUGUGGUGAUGACAGCCAGAAGUGAUGCAUUUGAUCAGGUAUCUGAACCCUCUUUAGAUGAGUGGCCCGAAAUUGAAAGAGAGAAGAAGACAUUGGAGGAUGAACCAGUUGAGGGACCCUGAAGGUUUAAAUUGUUGUAAACAGGCUAUCGUAGUUAAAUAAACAUCUGCUCAUGAUA